GUUCACUGGGUACCAGGAGACGCUGCAUGAGUGUGUGCGUGAGUGAACUAAACAAUGGCCCUGUUAUAGGCUGGUUGGGCAGUGGGUGAACAUAAGGCCGGGCUGAAACGUCCAUGGAACGCACUACUGGAGGACUGGCAUUAUGGGCAGAAUACAGUGAGCGGUCUGUGACAGAAUGGGGAGAGACAGGGGAAGGGUGGUGGCAUUCACCAGGACCUAAGAGCAGGGGGUGGAGGCUUAAGAUAGGGGUAAGCGUGUAUGACAGAAGUCUUUUUUGCAUUGGACAGAGCAGUGUUUGUGUCAUGUUUGGCUGAGGAAUGCUACUGUCCUGGCUGACAAGGGGGACCCUUAUGUCACUACUGGGUGUCUGGAAGCUGCGCACUAGUACGUCAAAUGGCAAUGCAUGGCGAUCACACCAAGUGUGAUACUUGACCAGAACAUCUCAGCAACCAGAGCAGCCAUCCACCUCAGAAGUCCUGCAUCAGCUCAUCGACAGAUCAAGUCACUGACUCGAAUCUGGGAUAAUUUUUGCCUUUAGUGUGCUGUAGAUUUGAUUAAAGUCUGUAUAGGAACCAAGGAGUUUGGUAUUUGCUCGACAGCUGGGGAGCUCAAGACGAGGACAGUAUGCGUGUUUGUGUGUGUCCCAGUUGGAGGAUGAGGACCGUGCAGAUGGGAAGAGGCAGCGUGGCGAGCUUGUUCAGCUGUGCAAGGGCUCGGAGGGUUAAAUCCUGCCGAGGCUUUCUCACACACACACUGUGAAUAUGGGCUCAAUCUCCACUGCGCACAACAAGGCUAAGACACCUGGGGCUAGCCCUGAGGCCAAUGGGCUCUUGGUUCUCACAGUCAGAACCAAGGGUCUUAGACUCAGUCCCCAUCAAGGUGCUCAGAGUGGCUGGCCACUCCAUUGCUCCAUCAUUAUCAACAACAUCACCAUCAUCAUCUCCAUUCCUGUAAUAUGAGAAUCCAUGGAGUCCAACUGCUGAAAUCAUCAGACCUUGGUCGCCAUAGUCUGCUAUAUCUAAAGGAGAUUGGACAUGGCUGGUUUGGCAAGGUUCUGUUGGGCGAGGUCAAUGUGGGUCUCAAGAUCACCCAGGUGGUGGUUAAAGAACUGAAGGCCAGUGCCAGUGUCCAGGAUCAGAUGCAAUUCCUGGAAGAGGCUCAGCCAUACCGAACCCUCCAACACCCUGCCCUGCUGCAGUGCCUGUCACAGUGUUCAGAGGUCACGCCAUAUCUUCUGGUCAUGGAAUUUUGCCCUCUGGGUGAUUUGAAGAGUUACCUGCGCAGUUGUCGAGUUGCUGAUUCUGAGACACCUGACCCGCUGAUCCUCCAAAGAAUGGCAUGCGACAUUGCCUCAGGGCUUCUGCACCUCCACAAAAACAAAUUCAUACACAGUGACCUGGCUUUGCGAAACUGCCUGCUAACAUCAGAAAUGUCAGUUAAGAUUGGAGACUAUGGCCUUUCUCACAGCAGAUACAAGGAUGACUAUUAUGUAACACAAGACCAGAUUUGGGUACCCCUGCGCUGGAUUGCACCGGAGCUUAUAGAUGAGGUCCAUGGAAACCUGCUGGUCGUUGACCAUACCAAAAGCAGCAACAUAUGGUCAUUGGGAGUAACCGUGUGGGAGUUGUUCGAGCUGGGAAACCAGCCAUACAGGCACUACUCUGACAGACAGGUGUUGACAUAUGCUGUGAAGGAACAACAGCUUAAACUACCCAAACCCCAGCUCCAGUUUCCCUUGGCCGAUCGCUGGUAUGAGGUUAUGCUGUUCUGCUGGCUGCAGCCAGAGUUGAGACCCACCAGUGAAGAAGUACACCUUUUGGUUACAUACCUGUGUGCCAAAUGCUCCAGUGAAGCUGAGGAAGACUUUGAGCAACGUUGGAAUGCCUUAAGACCCAACUUGCUUGGGAGCACAUCCCACACAGCAACAUCCACAGCCCUAGUCUUGACUCCUACACCCACCUCAGUUGACAUCCCCAGUGCAGAAAAAACUCAGGCAGUGGAGCUGGCCUCCUCUGCCUCUUCUUCAUUCCCUCUACUGGAGCACUUUUCUGAUAGCUUCCACUCUGAGACAGGAGACGACCUACUGACUGUCACAGAGACUAGCCACGGUCUCAACUUUGAGUACAAAUGGGAGCAGGCCCGAGCUGAGCAGCCCUACUGCUCGUCCUCCACUAGUGGGCCAUUAGGCCAUGGGAACCCACACUAUCAGGAUAUCUACUACUCGAGCAAAAGGCGCACAUCAGGAGGUUGUAAGACUGACAACCUGACUUCAAGCAUGUCCCCAUCCUAUUAUGAAUGCGAGCAUCCCAGUGUGGUCCCAGUUUUGAGUGCCCAUAGCCCCUCAGUCAACAGUGAGUACUACAUUCGCAUAGAGGAACCAGUUGAGUGUAACAUUAACCUGGAUGACAGCAUUAUGGACUACAGCCCAGGACUGGAAGCCAGCAACAGCAGAUUGUCUUCUGAGAGUCGAACUGUUGCGUCCAAGGCACGACUUAGUGCUUACUGGUCAACUGCUGACAACACCAAAUCCACUGCUUAUGGCUCUGAUUCAAGUCCUUCCGUCGAAUUAACCAUGGAGCCACUAUCAAAGCAUGUAUCAAAUACCAGCCCUCUAAAUUUAGGUCACUCCCACAAUGGCCUUUCAUCUAAUCCCAUUGACUGUGAACAGUCAGAAGCAUUCAGAAUGUGUGGUGUACCCUGUGUAUCUGAACUAGAAAUGUCAACAGAGUCCCAGUCAAACCAUGUCCACCCGGAGGGAGGGUUAGAAAGCCAACGCAGUUUGUUACAUUCAGUCAGUAGCCCCAGCCUAGGUUUCUGCGAUCCCUACCUUGAAGCGAACACAGGCCAUUGUGCGACUAAUGAGAGUUGUCAUAAUAUGGUAGGUUCCCUUAGAAAAACACUACCAAUUGUUAACCACAUUUGCGUUGAUGUAGGAACAGACAAUGGUCUACUAAUGGGUCACCGGAGAAGUGGAGAAAUUGAGGAUGAACUUUUUGAGGGAGAGGCCACUAACUGGAUCUCAAACCAUUCAGCAAACAACAACAGCCUGAGCUUUGACAGUAGGCAGACAGGCAGUGGAAAUGACAGCUAUCUGGCUCUUCAAUAUAUUGCUCAUUCAAAUGCAAUAGAGCCAUGGUCUUUAACCAAAGACACUACCAGGACCUUCCAUAGCUUCAAGUCUUUGGAAGGUGGAGGAGACUCUGGACGAGACUCGGGAUGUAAUGCUGCAAGCAAGCCCACAUCAUUAGGCUCAUAUAUUCACUUAUGCCACGAAGAAAGAGAAGAAGCUGCCACUCAAGAAGAAACGAACAUAACUGCAGAUAAUACACAACAUACUGAUUGUCUCACCAACUCAACUAUGAAUACGAAGUAUGUAAAAAAUAAACCAAAAAAUGAAAUGCAAAAAUUGCUUAAUGGAGACAAAUUGUAUUCUGAGAUGACACCUGAAGGAGGCUAUUUAAAGUCCCCGUCCUUUUUAAAGGAGCCUCACAGUGGUCAAGCAGGAGCCUCGGCAGAUAAACAGAGAAAUAACCUCUGGGAGGGUGUUUCACCUGGAAUUUCUGUUGGUCUGCGUGACAAGAGGCUAAACUACACAGGGAUAUCAGACAACAGUCAAACUUUAGAUGGUGGAGUGGGGAUUAGAGUCUCCAGAAAUUGCCUGGUUGGACUUGGUGACUACAGUGAGGAUGAUGACGACGAUGACAUCACAGAUAUUACAUCAGGGAUCUUUGCUGACUGCAACCUUGACUAUGCUGACGCAGAGGAGGAAGUCCUCAGUCCACUGAAGAAUCCAGGAGGGACUCCUGACUCUGUAGACACCUUUAAUCUGUUAUCAUCAAUAUCAAGCUCCUGUGACCAGGCCUUCAGUCCUGAUUCUUUCAAUACACCAAUUCUGCCCAAGUCGCUGGACAGUGGCUAUGACACAGAGAACAACGGCUCUCCAGAGUUUAUCUUCAAAGAGCUUGGAGAUCCUCUGGGUGGUGAGAUGAGCCCCAGACUGUGUGGUGAAGCUGGACUUAUUCUGCAGGUGGGUUUAGGCCAAGGGGUCUACACUUCCACAAACACCUCAGAGCUGCAGUUAAAGAGCCUGACUGAUAAGAACCCAUACAGGGACUCAGCCUAUUUCUCUGACUAUGAUGCUGAAAAUGAGAUUAGUCCUCAAGAGGAAGGCGUAAAGUUCUUUGUAGGUCCAGGGGACUGUUACUUUCCUGCUGAAAAUCUGAGCUCUGUAGGAGAUGAGGAUUCUGUUGGAAAGCAAUUCACCAACAGGGAACUUUUAUCAAAUCAGAGACACAUCAAACGUUGUGUUCUGGUGAUAUCAGAGCCUGACACAAGUUCACACGAUUCUUUUCCCACCCCUGGGUUGUCCUUACUGUCACCAUUUCCUCCACAGAUGGGUGGUUGCCUGACCAAAGAGUCUGCUCCUGCAGAUAAUGACCUGGGGCUGGAGACAGAGCACUCAGGAGAUGAACCUUCCUCAGAAUUCUCCAUCGGGUCAGAACCGUCUUCCACUGUCCAUGAGGCUUCAGCAAACCACGAAGAUGGGAGCAGGAGAGAAGAAGACUGCUCCUCUGUCCAGUCAUUGCAUUCAGACUCCACCUUAAUGAACCACAAAGUUGAGCCCUGCAAAGAAAAUGAAAAUGGUGAUGGAUCCACAGAGGAGGAAGAGCUGCCUGAAUUUACUGAUGUCCAGGAGACAGAGGACAGAAGGGAGAGUGUGGGAAUAAAUGAAGAAGAUUUUGAGGACAUAGACGCAGAAGAAUGUGACUCCCAGGACAGUUCAUGUGAAGAGUCCAAUGGCCCUCUUGAGCUGUCCACUUCUUCAUCAUUGUUAGAACUUUGUGGAGAAGAUGUAAGAGCUCCGCUAGAGGAAGCAGAGGAUGAAGAUGACUCAGAUGACAGUGAGUCUGAUGAAGAGUUAAGAACCUACAACAUCCAAGAUGAAGACAGUGAGGAGAGUGAGGAGGAUCUCACCACAGUACCAGUGGUGGUAAGUGACUGCAGUAGGGCCAGAAACCUCCGCAGCCUCCUGAAGAUGCCCACCCUGCUUACUCAGUCAUUCUGUGACGAGUUGGAGAGGAAGAAAAAAGCUGUGUCCUUCUUCGACAAUGUUACAGUGUUUCUUUUUGACCAGGAGAGCCCAACUGGGGAGCUGGCUGACUAUGCCUUCUCCACAGGAAUAGAGCCCAGUGAGCAGGAUUCUUCAGAGGAACAGACCUUUGACCACCAGCCUGUACCUGACCCUAAUCCCGAAGGUCAGUCUUGUGAAACACACAGCAACAUUGAAGAAACAGACAGAAAAAACUCAAAUGAGGGUGGGAGUUUUGAAUGGAAAGAUGACCCAUCUUUUGAGCCCUGUCCAUCCUCACCGGUCCCCAAACCAAUGCCCGUGUCCUCUCCCACAACUAUAUCCAACAGUCCUGAGGUUCCUAAACCGGCCGCUGUAGCACUUAACCGUUUUAUGGUCUCAAGAUUCUCCAUCACACAUGUUUCCGACUCCACCAUAGGCUCACCAACAGGGAACAGUGGAGAUAGUUCAAAAGAUUGAGCGCUCUGCCACUGGGACCAGACGAGGUUCUUCUCAACACAGAAAAGCAUUAUAUACAUUAUGUAAGGAUGAUAUGUUUUACAGAGUUUUUAUUUUUAUCAGCAUUUGGGGCAUCUGACCCUGGUGACCCUUUAUGAGACAGUGCCUCAUAUUGUAGUGAAAUACCCUGAAUUAUUUGCACAUUGUUCUUUUAUCUCACAAAGCAAGAGCAAUAUCUGCUGGACUGGCAACCUGAUUGUGAUACCUAGAAAGUGGAUACAAAAGCAAAUGUAUAUUGAUAGCUGACUAUGUUUGUCCAUCUGCUUACCAUUGACUUAGUAUUUUCCACCAACCUUAGACUGUUAAAUUUGUUAUUGUUGGAGUAUGAUAACAGUGUUCUAUGAUUCAACGAUCACUAUGUAAGAAGCUGUUAACUAAAAAUUUUAACGGUCAUGGCUGGUGGAUGGUGUGAACUGAAGACGGGGGAAAAAAAAGGAUGCUGCCAUUGACCUAUCACCACAUUUCACUGCGCUCAAUGAAAACAUACACUAUAUAUCUGCUCUUAGCAUAUCUAGCUGAAGCACUUUGUAAAGUUCCUUUGCUCUUCAUUACAGUGGAAGGAAUGGCUGAACAGUGAACACGUGACAUUACCAAUUUAUGUCCACGGUGCCAUGUAUAGGUUUGCUUUAUUUUGUGGCAUAUUUCCACUUCGUCAGUAAUAGGAUGACAAAGGGAUGGAGAGGUAUUACAACACAAUUCAGUGGAGUCGGUGUCACCAUGGCAAUCCUAAAUGUCGAAUGUCACUUCUCGUCUUCAUGUAUAGUUUAUAUGUAUUGCCAAAUGUCUCAUACAUUAUGCAUCUUUUACAUUUGUGCUGGAUGUCCAGGUUGGAGAUGUACAAAAAAAGACAUUGAAAAUAAGACAAAAUUGUACAAAUCUUAUAUCAACACGUAGCAGGUAGCUUGACUUGAAAUUACUACUAAUGUAUUGACGAUUCCCUUGCCCUCUCCAUCCUUCUGUAGCCCCGAGUGCCAAUUCUUUAUGCUGUCACCAUGCCUUUUAAGUUCUUGUAAGUUUAAGACAAUGAAACAUUGCUAGUAUUUUUGUACAAGCAUUCAAAAAGAUGAUUUGCCAAAGAGAUAUUACAAAGCCCAUUGGCUUAAGCGGCUGACGCCUUUGGAGAAGGUGAGGCAGGUUGUUCUAUGCACUAGUAGUAACACCAUUGCUGAAUCUUAUUUGUCUCUCACUCAUGGCUGUUGUACUAUCCCAAACAAAUAAAUCCAAAUACUUUUUGCCGUUCUUGA
Messenger RNA from Mugil cephalus (flathead mullet), 6831 nucleotides. RefSeq names its product apoptosis-associated tyrosine kinase a (gene lmtka). The record is from RefSeq and is a predicted model, not a curated record. Gene Ontology annotation, biological process: brain development; peptidyl-tyrosine autophosphorylation. The coding region runs from base 956 to 5548 and encodes 1530 amino acids. Gene Ontology annotation, molecular function: ATP binding; protein tyrosine kinase activity. Lineage: Eukaryota; Metazoa; Chordata; Actinopteri; Mugiliformes; Mugilidae. The transcript is spliced from 12 exons.